This is a messenger RNA of Lolium perenne, 582 nucleotides long. The record is from RefSeq and is a predicted model, not a curated record. Lineage: Eukaryota; Viridiplantae; Streptophyta; Magnoliopsida; Poales; Poaceae.
AUGGUGGCUCCAUGCACUUUCGGCGCCUCUCUCGUUGAUGGACCAGUGGGCGGCCGCGUCCAGCCCUCGCCGGCGCAUGUGCUGCCCAGGCCGAGCCCCUCCCCGCACCGCCCUCAUCCACCACGGCAAAGCUCCGCGCCGCCCGCCACGGCCGAGCCCCCGCGACGUCCGCCACGGCCGCGACCCGCGCCGCCCUCGUCCGCCGACGCCGUGCCUCGCGCGCCCUCGCCCGCCACUGCCGCGACCCGCGCCUCCUCGCCACGCCACGCCCGCCAUGGCCGCGCACGUGCUCGCUGCGCCAUGCCUCGCCACGGCCGCGCCGUCGCCGGCCUCGCCUCGCCCGCGCCUCGCCGGCCUCGCCUCGCCCGCAUCGUCGCUGGCCUCGCCACGACCACCAUGGCCGCGCGAGGGCUCGCCGCUCCGCGCCUUGCCAGGGUUGCGUCGUCGCGGGCCUCGCCUCUCCGCGCCGUCGCCGGCCUCGCCACGCCCGCCAUGGCGCGCAGGGGCUCGCGCGGGGCUCGCCGCGCCCCGCCGUCACCUGCCGCGCCAUGCCUCGCCACGGCCAAGCCGUCGCCGGCCUAG